Tachysurus vachellii is the source of this 2492-nucleotide messenger RNA. RefSeq names its product cation/H+ exchanger protein 1 (gene cax1). The transcript has 20 exons. Gene Ontology annotation, biological process: calcium ion transmembrane transport; intracellular calcium ion homeostasis. Gene Ontology annotation, cellular component: membrane; endomembrane system. NCBI's taxonomy places the organism in Eukaryota, Metazoa, Chordata, Actinopteri, Siluriformes, Bagridae. Gene Ontology annotation, molecular function: calcium:proton antiporter activity. The record is from RefSeq and is a predicted model, not a curated record. The coding region runs from base 89 to 2368 and encodes 759 amino acids.
GUCACGCGCAGCAGUUGCCGCGCUCGUUCACGGCUCAGGAUAAGAAUAUUCUAACAGGAAAAAAACAACAACAAGAAGAAAAAACAAAAUGUCAACAGAUGUUGAAAGUCUAAGGAGAAGGUCUACGGCGGAUAGUUCAGAACAUCUGUGGGACCAUGAGCACAAAGUUUAUCGCCGUAGCUCUCAGUGUGACAGACUGUGCGUGGCCAGCUUUCAUCCCGAGUUGGUCGAUACUCCUUCACCCUGUGGCUCGCACCAUUUCAUCCACCACACGCCAAAAUGCCUCUCUGCUCACAGACUCUCCGUACACUCUCGAGGUACUGAGGACGCCUGGCAGGAAGCGAGUCUGAGGACCACCAUCCGCGCCGAGAACGAAGUGGAGGCACACAAACUAGUCAAUAACUAUAUGUUUGGUUUCAGGAAGUGGAAGAGUCACGUUACGGAGCGUCCGAUCGAGGACAGGUCAGACCAGGUGAAGGAGUUGUACUCGGAGCAGAUCUUCAUCAAACACAAUACAGGCUCACUGCUCAGCGUUGGCAACGUGGCCUACGUGCUUCUCUUCGGCUGGUGGGUCUCUUUAGCUUAUUUUCUUGUAAGCUUGCUGAUGUUUUGCACCAUCGUUGCGAUUCCACACGGGAAACUGUGUUUCAGGUUGUCAGGAUAUUUAUUGUGGCCUUUUGGGAAACUGUUACAAAAGACCUGCAGCCUGGUACGGAAAUGCUCUGUCAAAUUCCCGCACUGCGAAGCCAUUCCAGAGGAAGCGGGUGACGUGAAGGAGUCCUCACCUCUGCUGAGUUCCCCACCUGUCGCUAUAAACGUCCCUCCUCUUCCUCCUCCUCCUCCACCUCCUCCUCAGAAGCGCUCUUACUGGUGUUGCGCGAGCACGUACGUUUGGCUCGUGCUGGGUUACGUUCCUCUCGCUGUAAUCCACUCCCUGGCCUGCUUCCUCGCCUGGAUGAUGGUCUUCACCAUCCCCGUUGCCAAAAUGAACGGCAGGGUCCUCAGCAUCGUCCUCUUCCUGCCACCUGACGAGAUUCAGGUUCAACCGGCGAAGAACCCUCAAAAUUGUGAAUCCAGGGUCCUCCUGUGCUACUACCGUGCCUUUAACUGGUACUACUACAAGUACACGGUGGACGGGAUCAACGUCUUCGCUGUCAACCUGCUGUCGCUCGUCAUCAUCGCUCUGGUGACCGGUUAUGUGGACCGCGAUAAUACUUUUAUCAGCUCUGAGGUGAAGUUUGCCACAGCUGUGACCUCCAUCAUCCCCCUGUCUUACUACAUCGGUAUGGGUAUAGCCAGUAUCUCGGCUCAGAGUAACUUUGCAGUCGGAGCUGUAGUAAACGCUACGUUCGGUUCUAUCACAGAGAUGACCUUCUACAUCACGGCUCUGCUGCAGGGUCAUCGCAUCGGGAACAAAUGUUAUGGGGAGAUCGUUAAAGCCGCACUCACAGGGACGCUGCUCGGAUGCAUCCUCUUUAUUCCGGGCUUGUGUAUGAUCAUCGGGGGCUGUAAGCACCGUGAGCAGAGAUUUAACAGCCGAUCAGCCGGGGUCAGCUCGGCCCUGCUCUUCAUCUCAGUCGGGGGUGUGUUUGCUCCUACACUGUUCUCUAAAGCCUACGGGAACCUGGUGUGUGACAGCUGCAGUAAUCCGUCUGGUAACAUCACCGGACCCUUCAUCUGCACAGACUGCCACUACGAUCUGAGCGAGAACAACCGCUCCUUGUUCCUGAGUCAUAUCGAGCCGCUGGUGUACACCGUGUCUGUGCUUCUGCCUGCUGCGUAUCUCAUCGGUUUGAUCUUCACACUGAAGACGCACACGCACAUCUACGACAUCCACGUCAGCGACGCGCACUGUCACGUGUUAGUCACGAGUGACCCUAAUCCAGUGGUGCACUGGUCCAGAUGGAGAGCUUUGGUGGUCCUGAUCGUGGCCACGUUCCUGACCGCAGCCUGUGCAGAUCUCACCACUGAGCACAUCAGACCCAUCAUCUGUCACUCCAGCGUGUCUCAGUACUUUAUCGGUGUUACUGUGCUGGCGAUGGUUCCUGAACUUCCUGAAAUAGUCAACGGGAUCCAGUUUGCGCUUCAGAAUAACAUUAGUUUGAGCCUGGAAGUUGGAAAUUGUAUCGCUGUGCAAGUCUGCAUGCUUCAGAUUCCACUGUUGAUCUUAUUCAAUGCUGUUUAUGACGUCGGAUUUGUUCUCAUAUUCAGCGACUUGCACCUGUGGGCGAGCAUCUUCAGCGUCAUCCUGGUCAAUUACAUCUUCAUGGAUGGGAAGUGUGACUACUUCCAGGGAACGGCUCUGGUGGUCGUCUACCUCAUCCUCCUGGCAUUGUACUUCUUCGCUCCGUCUCCCCGCGGCUGCUGACGAUCCAGAACUUUCUCACCGUAUCGCAAUUUUGUGUUUUUGUUUGUUUGUAAUGGCACUACUUUAUCUAGCUUCACUGUAAUCCUGGUGUGACUUCUCCUUGUGAAAUUAUUGAACCUGUGUG